GGUUCCUAGCCGUGAGUGACAGCCCCGCGGAGCCAAUCAGAGCUGCCAGACGGCCAGCGGGGGGCGGGACUGUCGCUGUAACCCAAGCCGGGCUGAGGAUAGGUUGAGCUCUCGCGGAUGGUGUAGAGAGUGCCAGUGCCUUGGCGGUGUGUGUGGUGUGUGUGAGGGUGAGUGUCAGGGAAUACAGUGGAGCAGUGUCUCUGGCUGGAGACAGGCUGUUGCAUUUCAGUGCUCACUGCAGCAAGCUGUGCUAUCUGGUGAUGUGUGGGGGGGAGGGCUGCUGACAGACUCAUUUUCUUCUCCAUGCUGGUGAAUCAUAUCUGACAACCGCAGAAGGACAGGAGACAACAGGCUCAACUUCUUCUCCGGGAUAUAAAGACGUGGUAGAGACAAGUGCACACGCUGCGGCUGGACAUGUCUGAGCACAAGGCCAUUGAUCCCAAGUUGUCUACGCUGGACAGGGCGGUGAAAGCUGUACCGUUUCCGCCAAAUCACAGACUCACAGCGAAAGAAGUGUUUGACAAUGAUGGCAAGCCUCGUGUAGAUGUAUUAAAAGCUCAUUUAAUGAAAGAAGGAAGGCUCGAGGAAAGUGUCGCUCUUCGUAUAAUAACAGAAGGAGCUUCAAUUCUCCGCUUGGAAAAAAAUUUGCUGGACAUAGAUGCACCAGUCACGGUUUGUGGGGAUAUCCAUGGACAGUUCUUUGACCUGAUGAAGUUGUUUGAAGUAGGGGGAUCACCUGCCAACACACGUUACCUAUUCUUGGGCGACUACGUUGACAGAGGAUACUUUAGCAUUGAAUGUGUGUUGUACUUGUGGGCCUUGAAAAUUCUAUAUCCCAAAACUCUGUUUUUACUGCGAGGGAAUCAUGAAUGUAGACAUCUAACAGAGUAUUUUACCUUCAAACAAGAAUGUAAAAUAAAAUAUUCAGAAAGAGUGUAUGACUCCUGUAUGGAUGCCUUUGACUGCCUUCCUCUGGCUGCUUUGAUGAACCAACAGUUCCUGUGUGUACAUGGUGGCUUAUCUCCAGAAAUCAACACUUUAGAUGACAUUAGAAAAUUAGAUCGCUUUAAAGAACCCCCUGCAUACGGACCUAUGUGCGAUAUUUUGUGGUCAGAUCCACUGGAAGACUUUGGUAAUGAGAAAAGCCAAGAACAUUUUACUCACAACACAGUUAGAGGGUGCUCUUAUUUUUACAGCUAUCCAGCUGUCUGUGAAUUCCUUCAGCACAAUAACUUGUUAUCUAUACUUCGAGCUCAUGAAGCCCAGGAUGCUGGAUAUCGUAUGUAUAGAAAAAGCCAAACUACAGGCUUCCCCUCCUUAAUUACAAUAUUUUCAGCACCAAAUUACCUAGAUGUAUACAAUAAUAAAGCUGCAGUAUUGAAGUAUGAGAACAACGUCAUGAAUAUCAGACAGUUCAACUGUUCUCCUCAUCCAUACUGGCUUCCAAAUUUCAUGGACGUCUUUACUUGGUCCUUACCAUUCGUUGGAGAAAAAGUGACAGAGAUGCUUGUAAAUGUACUUAGCAUCUGCUCUGAUGAUGAACUAUGCUCAGAAGAAGAUGCCGAUGGCGCAACAGCUGCAGCUCGUAAGGAAGUAAUUAGAAACAAGAUUCGCGCUAUUGGGAAAAUGGCAAGAGUGUUCAGUGUACUGAGGGAAGAGAGUGAAAGUGUGCUGACUUUGAAAGGUCUGACACCUACUGGAAUGCUGCCUAGUGGAGUUCUUUCCGGAGGCAAGCCAUCACUCCAAAGCGCUACUAUUGAGGCUAUAGAGGCCGAUGAAGCAAUCAAAGGAUUCUCGCCGCAACAUAAGAUCACCAGCUUUGAGGAAGCCAAAGGCUUGGAUCGCAUUAACGAAAGGAUGCCACCUCGUCGAGAUGCUAUGCCUUCAGAUGCCAAUCUUAACUCUAUCAACAAGGCUAUUUCUUCAGAGACCAAUGGCACUGACAGCAAUGGCAGUAACAGCAGCAAUAUCCAGUGACCACUUCCUGUCUGUUAAUAUAUAUUUUUUGUAGCUGCACAGCAUGAUGGGAUUGCCACUCAUCAGCAGAUGGGUGAUCUUGAUUUGGGUAAAUGCUACUUACUCUUGGGGUUAGUGUUGAGUUCAGUUUACAGUGUCAUCUUAAGAGAGAGAUCUAUUUUAGUGGAGGCACUAGCCUCAUCUGGACAUGCCUAUAAAUGCUUGUAGAAAACAUACACACAGAUCUUGCUUACCUAUAUAGAACAUAUUUUCCAAUGAUAUUGGGAACCUGUAGUUAUAUGACAGGCCUUCUUUUAGUUACUGAACAUACAGUACAUAUUUGUCUAAUUUCUUACUAACUAUAUUGUAUGUUUACAUUUGCAACUCUAAACUACAACUAGACAUAACAACAUUUUUAACAUAAAGUGCAAACAAGAAUAAGGACUAUUUAUUGAUGAUGUUUUGUUACUCUUGUCAGAUUGGCUCUUUUCUCCCCUUCCUUUUUCUGUGGGAGGUGCCUGCUUUGUAUCACUGUUUAAACAGUUUCAAGCACCUCCACAAGUGUAUGGAUUUCUCACACCAUUUAUAUGAGUAGUCUUAAUGCCACCAGUGUGGGGACACAGACUUUGGUCCAUUGCCUCGACAAUGGGGGACAAAUGGCAAAAUAAAAAUUUAAAAAAUAUAUAUAAUUUUUUUUUUUCAAAAAUGUAAGAAUGUUAAAAACUGUAAAAGAUGCCAAAAAGGAAAGUUUAAUUUUGUACAGUUUAUGCUUACCUCAGGUUACAUUCUUGUGCUUGAAUGCCCUUCUUACUAUAGAACACAUAGGUUACUUAUUUGGCAGUGAAUAUAUUUUUUUCUUUUUAUUAUUAUUAUUUUACUUUUUUUUCCUUUUAAAAAGCAAAACUGGAAUAAUGAUAUCCAUUCUAUUUUUUUUUCUUUUUUUUUUUUUUUGUUGCUGUUCUAUCUAAGGUUUUUUGGUAAAUAAAGUAUUGGUUGUGGCUUGCUGAAUUUUAAUAUUUAUGAGUGGUGCAUUUUUAAGUAUAGUGAACAAGACACCAUAUUAAGUGCAGUGAAAAGCAUCUAUAUUCUGUAAAAAUCCGCCUAUGCAUGUUUUUUAAGACAAAAUGGCUGUAUAGGCCUGUAUGGGACUGUAAUGCGCUUAGUGGUUGGACUUAUACUGGAAAUGUAUGUAUACUGGCAUACUUUAUAUUCUCUUAAAACGCUUAAUGCCUUUGAAAUUUUGUAAUCAAACAAAAAGAAAAAGCUUUGAAAAAAUCUAAAGAGGAAAGAAGAAUUCUUAAUGUUUUAUAACAUACGCUUGUCAGUGCACACAUAUAUAUGGUUAGCAUGUUUAGCAAAACUUGUGAAAUUUAAAAUAAGUUUGUGGUUACAUGUGGAACUCUAAGUGCAUGAUAACUGUUAGUGUCAUAAUAGUUUGGUCAUUCUGUUAUGUUUUGUCAUGUGCCACAAAUGUGUAAUUCUUUUCACUUAUUCCCCCCCUUUGUAAUAUGAGUUACGGGUUAUUACUGACUCUUACAAGAACCUAAAAAUUGAAUUGGAUCAAAAUAAGUCCAUUGAUAUUUUCUAACAAUUGUUUAAGUGCCCAAGUAAUUCACUACAGCCUAAAGCCUUGCCUUUGUAAUUUGACUUCUGAAAUGUUGGCAAUCAAAGCAUGCACGUGUAACGAUGACAAAAAAGCAUUUUAUAUUACUACUCAAUAAACUGUGCAUGAACUUAA
Molecule: messenger RNA, 3694 nt
Organism: Hyla sarda
Lineage: Eukaryota; Metazoa; Chordata; Amphibia; Anura; Hylidae
Gene: PPP3CA
Product: protein phosphatase 3 catalytic subunit alpha
Exons: 14
Coding region: 415-1977 (520 amino acids)
Biological process (GO): calcineurin-NFAT signaling cascade
Cellular component (GO): cytoplasm; calcineurin complex; cytosol
Molecular function (GO): calmodulin-dependent protein phosphatase activity; calmodulin binding
Source: RefSeq, a predicted model, not a curated record